Scheffersomyces stipitis CBS 6054 is the source of this 2165-nucleotide messenger RNA. RefSeq lists its product as uncharacterized. The record is from RefSeq and is a predicted model, not a curated record. Lineage: Eukaryota; Fungi; Ascomycota; Pichiomycetes; Serinales; Debaryomycetaceae. The transcript is spliced from 3 exons. Gene Ontology annotation, cellular component: intracellular membrane-bounded organelle. Gene Ontology annotation, biological process: magnesium ion homeostasis. The coding region runs from base 48 to 2096 and encodes 682 amino acids.
CUAUUUUCGCCGCCCUCAAGAUUCUUUAACUUUUUGCCCAUUACUAUAUGUCUAAAAGUAAGCUAUCGUCCCGAAGUAACCAUGCCGUUCCAUUAACUAGCGGAAACGCCAUUGCCAAAUUAGUUUUCAUCUUGUCCCAGUUGGUCAAGGUGACCCAUGCCCUUCCAGUGUUCAACAAACGGGUCCAUGCUGCUGUUUCUCAUCCCGACGUUGACGCUACAACGUCCUCCAUGACAGCCGAGGAGUUUUAUGCCAAUUUGUUCACUUCUGUCUUUCUUGUUCUCGCUGGAGGUGUCUUUGCCGGCUUAACCUUAGGUUUGAUGGGCCAGGACGAAGUAUACUUGAAGGUCAUCGCCACCAGUGGUGAACCUCAUGAACGUAGACAUGCUCGUAAAGUGCUUUCUCUUAUUGGUAGAGGUAAGCACUGGGUUUUAGUCACAUUGUUGUUGUCAAAUGUCAUCACCAACGAAACAUUGCCUAUUGUAUUAGACCGUUGCUUGGGAGGAGGAUGGCCUGCUGUCGUCACUUCCACCGCUUCCAUUGUCAUUUUCGGGGAAAUUAUCCCCCAGUCCAUCUGUGUCAGAUAUGGUUUGCAAGUCGGUGCUCUUUUCGCUCCAUUUGUCCUCGUCUUGAUGUAUAUAAUGUACCCUAUUGCCUAUCCAAUUGCCUUGUUGUUGGACCACAUCCUUGGUGAAGACCACGGAACAGUUUACAAGAAGUCCGGGUUGAAGACCUUGGUGACUUUGCACAAGACGAUGGGUGUAGAAAGAUUGAACCAAGACGAAGUCACCAUCAUCAGUGCUGUUCUUGACUUGAAGGAGAAAUCGGUAAGUGCAAUCAUGACUCCUAUGGAUAGAGUCUACACCAUGAGUGCUGAUACUUUGUUGGACGAGAAAACCGUAGAAGAAAUCUUCAAUGCCGGUUUCUCCAGAAUACCCAUUCAUUUGCCUAACGAGCCAUUGAAUUUCAUUGGUAUGCUUUUGGUGCGUGUCUUGAUCAGUUACGACCCAGAAGAUGCCUUGCCUGUAGCUUCGUUCCCAUUGGCCACUUUGCCUGAAACGGCCCUAGACACCUCUUGUUUGAACAUCUUGAACUACUUCCAAGAAGGUAAAUCUCAUAUGAUCGUGGUCAGUGAACAUCCUGGUGAACCUGUAGGAGCCAUUGGUGUGUUGACUUUGGAAGAUGUGAUUGAAGAGUUGAUUGGUGAAGAGAUUGUUGACGAAUCGGAUGUAUACAUUGACAUCAACAAGAAUAUCAAGCGUAAGAACCCGGGUCCUUUGUCUAAGAGAAACUUGACUUCUUACUUACAUAACUUAUACCAAAGAUCUGCUUCUACUUCCAAGAGGAACUCCCUUGAUGUUUCUGCUCAGCUGCCAGGUCAAGCGCUGACACCACAGCCACUGCAAGUCCAGGUGCCAGAUUUGGCUACCAGGCUCAGUACAACGAAUGGAAAUAAUUUGGUAGACACAAAGAACUGGAAACCCAAGAAUCCUGCUGCAAACCCAUUGGAAACUAACAAGUCUUUCGUAACGAUCAAAAGACCAAACGCUGAGACCAUUGCUGCCAUUCCUUUGCCCAACAGAGUCGGUGCACCCGGUGCUUAUGGCGCUGUUUUUUCUACUGAAGUAGGGGCUAUUGAAGAAGCUGUUAGAAGAGCUUCUGUUGAUGAAGAAGCUAGAGAAGAUAUUACUGCUGAGAGAGCCGACGAUAUCCGUGCACAUGAACACGAAGUAGUACCGAUGGCCAUUCCUGUCACUGAAUCGCAAGAAUCGCGAAUAUACAGAACAGGAGGGAUCAUUGAAUCUGUGAUCAAUGUCCAAGGUGUGCACAAGACCAUCAUUGAAAAUGUCAGCGAUGAAGACGAAGUUCUCGAUAUCAACGACAUCGAAAACGGCGAGAUCGACCAGAUAAGUGCGUCGUCAUCCAGUGUUAUAGCUGUAGAUGGCGAAGAUGAAGAAGCGCAAGGUUUGUUGAAGAAUGGUCAUGAUAAAGGCUCGAGAAAUUCGUCUGUUUCGGAAAGUAGUCACCACAGACGUUUGAGUAUGUGGGACAAAAUUCGAGGCAACACGUCUUCCAAUGGAGGAGGUUCAUCUUGAGAAUGUAAUAAAACAAUAGAAUUCCUAUAAGAGAUUUUAGUUUCUACAAACAAAAUAAAUUGUGAUAAG